This is a messenger RNA of Nymphaea colorata (pocket water lily), 1859 nucleotides long. RefSeq lists its product as uncharacterized. Lineage: Eukaryota; Viridiplantae; Streptophyta; Magnoliopsida; Nymphaeales; Nymphaeaceae. The transcript has 13 exons. The record is from RefSeq and is a predicted model, not a curated record. Bases 340 to 1566 code for a protein of 408 amino acids.
CUUGAAAAACCAGGUUGUUCCGGGCCCACCUGGUGGACACAAGCGGUUCUGAGCUGGGGCCCCACCCACACCGUUAGCUUCUCCCAGUCGUCUCCUGCAAACAACUCGUCUCAAGGAAUCGCUCUCUCUCCCUCUCACUCGUGAGCGUGCUCGACCAGACGGAGCGGGGAGCAAAGUUGUUGGGGAAAUCUGGAAACCAAGGAGUCUCGGUAAUUCGUCGUCCCCUCCACGAACUGCUGAUCUUGGGUGCUGCUAAUAUGAGGCGUAGAGUCCUGCCCAGAUCCUGAAAUUUACGGGGAACGAGUUGAAUCGGAGGUUCGUUAUCCGCCCGCUGAGAAAAUGAGCGGGUCUGAGAAAGAGAUACCCGUCACCGACGAAUCCUCUGGCGAGGGCGGUAAGCCCUCAAGGCAUGAGUUGUUAACAAUUGUAAGGAAGCACUCAAAUUUGUUGGGACAAACAGUAGUUGAUGAACAAGGUUCCUCUGACCCUGAAAUGGAUGAACGCUUCUGGCAUGAAAUGCUGGAUAUGUACUUUAUCCGUGGCAGAGAGCCAAAGGGAUGUCAUGAAGACGAUCUCAUCUUCUUUGUCAAAUUAAUGAACAUGCAUGGGUAUGGUUUCAAUGAUAACGUGGAUGGAGUUUCUCCUUAUUUUGUUCGUAGGUGGGCACCUUUGUUGGAAAGAGUUGUUGGGGAAAAUUUCGAAGAAGUUGACUGGAGGCAGACAUUUUACUUGAAUUUGAUUGCUCAUACUAAAUUCAGUGUGACUGUUGCUAUAUGCAGCAUUCAGGCCUUGGAGAGACAUCAAAAAAUUGCAGAUACCCCAUUAACUCCUGUGUAUAAGGUUACGAAGACUGUCUAUGCAUCUCCAAGCCGUGUUGAUUUUCAGUUGGACUCUAGAAAGGAUGUGGAAACCCGGCCUGCAUACCCUGACAUUUGCUUCGCCAUUGAUGACUUUGAUUCUACUUUUGAUGCUGUGAUUCUUACAGAGAGAGAUCACUGCUAUUGUGUACUCCUUAAUGCACAUGAUGGGGCUGCAUUUCCACAAGACGACAAAUCUGAUGCACUGAACUCUAGUAAGGCUUCUUUGAAGAGUGAUUCCAUGGCUGGGAGCACAACAUCAUCAAAGAUUACUCUCUUCUCAGGCUUUGUUAGCUAUCAAAUGGUUCGGGAAGCAUAUGAUGCUGGGAGAUCUAGAUUUGGCAGCCUUCUUUCUAUCGGUCACGUUCCUGCAAAGACAGAGAAGUUAUUUAUGAGAGGGCCUGGAGGACGUGGAGAAGUUGAGGUUGCUGUUUCAGGAAUUGCUGACCAAAGCAUGCAAGAUUCAGGACCACCCUCACCAGUUCAAAUGGCUAAGAAGGGUUUUGGCAUUGGCAUAGGCAGCAUUGUACGUAAAGCAGCUUCAGCUGCAUCUAUGGCAGCCAAGCAAGCCUAUGUUGCUGCAUCCUCUGCUAGAAAGCUGGAUGAUGAGAUGUUGCCUCUGAAAUGUUGUUUGAUGUCUAUCUGCCUACCAUGGGAGCAUCUUGCUUAUGAUCUUCUCCUUAAGGAAUCUGCGACUGUCAAUAUUUGAUGAGAUAUCCUUCCUCAAGGAAGCUGCAGUUGUGAAUGUGAAUACCGGUUCUGGGAGAGCUUGAAUAUGGGAAAAUUGAAGGUUUUGGACUCUAGGAGACCCUUGUCCUUUAAGUGCAAACUGCAUAUUUUCAUGUAUGUUAUAAACAAAACUGCCAAGUCUCAGGCCAUAUUGUAUAUAAUGAAAUCUUCCAAUGUAUACAACAGAUAAGUAACUGGUGACACUGUUGAUAUUCAAACAUGAUACUGCCUCUCCUUGGCUAUUCAGUAUUGAAUUUGAUUUUGUUUGUCGCA